AUGCUUUUUCGUCAGGUUCAGCAGCGCCUGCUAAAAGUCCAGGUUAUACCUGUACGAACGGCUACAAAGCGUGCUUCAGGUGGUAACAAGGCUACCAACAACACAGCGGGUCGCCGGCUUGGUCCUAAAAAGGGUGAGGGUCAGUUCGUUCAGGCCGGACAAAUUAUUUGGCGUCAGCGAGGUACCAAGUGGUAUCCUGGUGAAAACGCGGGUGUUGGCCGUGAUCAUACUAUUUAUGCCCGUGAGCCAGGAUUUGUGCGCUACUAUCGUGAUCCUUUCCAUGCGAAACGCCGGUUUAUUGGUGUAGCUUUGGCUCCCCAAGAAACUUUACCGACUCCUCAUUUUGCACCCCGUCGUCGCCGAUUUGGCUAUAAGCCCAUCGAUAAUGAAGACGUUGCGGACUUUGAGAAGUCGUAUUUGACUAAAAAGGAGACUGAGCGCUUGUUGGAACGCGAAGCUCAACUUGAAGAUCGUCUCAAUAAACGAGCCACUCUCCAGGAAGAGUACCAGAAGGCUCUGGCUGAGCUAGUCCCUGAGCUUUCUGAGGAGGAACUUGAUCUUCAAGCUGUUCGUUUCAUUGAGAUCCGUAAAUACAUGAACGGUGGCAUGGCUUUUGAGGUUUCUCGCGAGAUUGUCGAUUCCCACAACCGGGCUGAUCUCGCUGUCGAGGUGAAGACUGGACGUCUUUCGGCCGAGGAGGCCGAUAAAGGGCAAAAGGAGAUUGAUGUCUUGAAUAAAAAGGUGGACGAUAAGGCCAUGGUUGCUAUGGUCGAUGCCAAGUUUGUAGUCGUCAAGUUCGCGACUCCAGAGCAAAGGGCUGAGAUGAGAUCUGAGCUCAUUAAACAGAUCGCGGAGCUUACGAAGGGCCAUGAAGUUACCCCCGGUGAGGUUAUCGAGAAGGUUGAGUUGCUACUGAAGAAGUCAGUUUUCAGUACUGGUGAUCGUGUGACACUCCGCCGCAAGCAUCUCCGCCGGCCCUUGCCUAUCCCCAUCAGCCCAGAAAAUCGCAAAGAGUUUGAGAAACUGGCCAAGAAGGGAGAAGGUGAGAUCCGUAAGGUCUGGCUCUCCCAGCAGCAGACCAUGCAUGAGUUUUAUAUCCCGACUGGCGCUUCCAUGAUCUUCAACUAA
This is a messenger RNA of Wickerhamiella sorbophila, 1128 nucleotides long. RefSeq names its product 54S ribosomal protein L2, mitochondrial. NCBI's taxonomy places the organism in Eukaryota, Fungi, Ascomycota, Dipodascomycetes, Dipodascales, Trichomonascaceae. Gene Ontology annotation, cellular component: ribosome; mitochondrial large ribosomal subunit. Gene Ontology annotation, biological process: translation. Gene Ontology annotation, molecular function: structural constituent of ribosome. The record is from RefSeq and is a predicted model, not a curated record. The coding region runs from base 1 to 1128 and encodes 375 amino acids. The transcript has a single exon.